AUGGCACAUAACGACUUCAUCAACGCCUUAAGAGUGCUGCUCUUCGUAUCGCUGAUUGGCAUCAUCCGAGCACAGGAAGAUGCUCGUAUAGUGAACGGGAAGAACGCUGAAAGAGGACAAUUUCUAUUCUCUGCUGUGAUUAUACCCACUACCACAAUCGCAGAAGCCCCCGAAUUCUGUGGAGGAAGUCUUAUUGCAGAACAGUAUGUUCUGUCUACUUGUUCCUGUCUGUAUAAUGUUACCGGAGCUAGAGUUUUAUUGGGAACAAUCUUCAGAGAAAAUUAUAGAAAUGAUAGUAAUGUAAUGGAAAAUGAAGCUGCUCAAUUUAUUUAUAAUAAUGACUUCGACGAAGAAACAUUGGAAAACGAUAUAGCCAUUAUUUUUUUGAGAUAUGAAGUAACAAAAUCCCAAUUUAUCUUUCCGAUCAAUCUACCCGAAGCUAACGAUGACUUUGAUCGACGAGGAGCUAUUGUCGUUGGCUACGGAAGUACCAGAAAUGGCGGAGAGCCAUCGGAUAGACUGCAGUUUGCCUCUAUGGAAGUGAUAAGCAAUGGGAUGUGCAGUAUGUUCUAUCCAGGAAAAGUUCAACGUGGCAAUAUCUGUGCCAUAGGUCGGAACAUGAGUUCAACUUGCACCGGAGAUCUUGGAGGAGGAUUGAAAUUGGAUAACGAUAAUGUCAUCAUCGGAGUUACGACCUUCUUCAGUGAUGUCUUUGGAUGUGAAAUGAAUUAUCCGGUUGGUUUCACGCGUGUUUCAGCUUAUUUGGGUUUCAUUCGCAAAGAACUUAAAAGACGACGUAACGGACAGACUAAGGUCUAACUGUGUAAAUCUGUUUUUUAUGCUUUUUCAAGAAAUUCGAAAAGGAAGUAUGAUUCCAAUUUUAAAUAAAUAUAUA
Molecule: messenger RNA, 895 nt
Organism: Uranotaenia lowii
Lineage: Eukaryota; Metazoa; Arthropoda; Insecta; Diptera; Culicidae
Product: collagenase-like
Exons: 1
Coding region: 1-819 (272 amino acids)
Biological process (GO): proteolysis
Molecular function (GO): serine-type endopeptidase activity
Source: RefSeq, a predicted model, not a curated record